AUGCGUCUUAUCGAGUUCAACGACGGUGGCGACUUCAGCCUGACUCAUGACUUCAUCGACGACGUCCCACGUUAUGCUAUACUUUCGCACACAUGGGGAAAGGAUACAGAAGAGGUGACAUACAGAGACUUAAUGGGUGGGACUGGGAAGGACAAGGUUGGCUAUGAUAAGAUCCGAUUUUGCGGAGAGCAGGCUGCUCGCGAUAACCUCCAAUAUUUCUGGGUUGAUACUUGCUGCAUCGAUAAAUCUGAUGCGAUAGAGCUUCAAACAGCCAUCAACUGUAUGUUUCGAUGGUACAAAAAUGCAGCGAAGUGCUAUGUCUAUCUAUCGGAUGUUUCAACAACGGAGCAGAAAGAAAGUGAUCGCCUGCUUGAGCAUACUUGGGAAUCGGCUUUUCGAUCAAGCAGAUGGUUUACGCGGGGUUGGACGCUUCAAGAACUGCUGGCCCCUUCUUCAGUCGAGUUCUUCUCAGCCGAUUGUGAGCUCCUUGGCGACAAAAAGUCCCUUGAGCCUUUAAUCCAUGAAGUUACAGGACUUCCUGUCAAGAUACUCCAAGGGUAUGAUCUAGCGAGAUUCAGCUUUGAUGAACGAGUCUCCUGGACAAUGAAGAGACAAACCAAACAUGAAGAAGAUAUGAUUUAUUCCCUACUAGGUAUCUUCGGAGUGUCUUUGAUACUUAAUUAUGGUGAAGGACGAGAUAAUGCGCUCCGACGACUUCGCGAUGAGGCCGAUAUUCAUCAGAGAUUUAUUCUUGGUAGAUUGCAGUUUGUCGAUAACGCCGCUUUCGACUCCCACGAAGAAGAGCACAAUGCCAGAUGUUACCAAGGCACUCGAGUUGAACUCCUUCGGCAGAUAGAUACCUGGGCUGAACAUUCAAAGAACGAAUGUAUAUUCUGGCUGAGCGGCAUGGCAGGGACCGGCAAAUCGACAAUCUCUCGGACAGUGGCUCAAAAUUUCGCCAACAAGAGAGAACUUGGGGCUAGUUUCUUCUUCAAAAGGGGCGAAGGCGACCGUGGUCAUGCAGGAAUACUCAUUACAACAAUUGUCACUCAGCUUGUUCAAAAACUCCCUUCCUUGGCGCUGCCUGUCCGAAACGCAAUUGAGGCUGACCCUAGCAUCUCUAGAAAGGCUUUGAAGCAACAAUUUAAUAUGCUUAUCUCAGAACCUCUACGCAAGAUACAAACUGAUCGUCAGGAGCCUUCAACAAUAGUGAUAGUAGUUGAUGCGCUGGACGAGUGCGAUAGAGAAGAGGAUAUCAGAAUUAUAAUCCACACUCUUUCACAAGCCAUGCCCAUUCCAUCGAUACGCCUCAGAUUCUUUAUAACAAGCAGGCCAGAGCUUCCUAUUCGCCUCGGCUUCGAAGAUAUCAACGGUAGAUAUGAUAGGCUUGCCCUCCAACAAAUUCCCAAGCCUAUUAUAAAGGAGGACAUCUCUGUAUUCCUGGAAUAUGAGCUAGCGAUGAUCCGAGAUAAGUACAACAAAUCAGUCCCCACGCAUAGGAAAUUACCCAUAGACUGGCCAGGCCAAACAGACAUCCAAAGCUUAGUUAGAAUGGCUGUUCCCUUGUUCAUUUUUGCCUCAACUAUUUGCCGGUUCAUCAAUGAUCGAAAAAUUGGUCAACCAAAGGGUCAGCUUGCUAAGGUCUUGGAGUAUGAAACUAAAAGCCAAGCAUCCAAGCUUGAUGCAACAUACCUCCCAGUCCUGAAUCAGUUGAUUGUGGGGGCGAAUGAUUCAGAAAGACGAGAUAUAGUAGAGGGAUUCACGCAAGUUGUUGGUUCAAUUGUUAUCCUUGCUAACCCCCUCUCUGCCACUUCUCUGGAUCUACUGCUUGGAGUUCCUGAGGAUACAGUCGAAAGCAAGACGGAUCUGCUUCACUCGGUUUUAAGCGUUCCAUCGAACCCUCACCAUCCUAUACGACUACUUCAUCUAUCAUUCCGGGACUUCCUUGUUGAUCCUGAGAAGCGCAAGACAAACCUAUUCUGGAUCAACGAGAAAGACCGCCAUGCGAAGCUAGCGGAUAGAUGCCUUCAAGUCUUAUCUAUGAAUGAAAAUCUUAAAAAGGAUAUCUGCAACCUUCAAGCCCCAGAAAAGACACGAGCGGAUGUCGAUAAACGAACAAUAGAUUUACACCUACCACCAGAGGUUCAAUAUGCUUGCCAGUAUUGGGUAUACCAUUUGAAGGAGAGCGGAGGUAUUUUAUACGAUGAUAACCAAGUUCACAAUUUUCUUAAGAGUCAUUUUCUUCAUUGGCUUGAAGCAUUAAGCUUUAUUGGAAGGCUGCGAGAAAGCAUUAGUAUGAUUGAAAAUUUAGUGGCAAUGAUACAAGUAGGUUAUUCAUCGCUAUCUAUAGCAAAAGCUUAUUGA
Molecule: messenger RNA, 2364 nt
Organism: Glarea lozoyensis ATCC 20868
Lineage: Eukaryota; Fungi; Ascomycota; Leotiomycetes; Helotiales; Helotiaceae
Exons: 1
Coding region: 1-2364 (787 amino acids)
Source: RefSeq, a predicted model, not a curated record